CCGAGCGGAUCAGUCGCCGAGCAAACGAGAUUCGCACAGCAACGCCACCAGCCAGCAGCAGCAGAAAAAGCCAUCGCGAUCUCCGCCAGCAGCAUAUCCAUCAUCCGGAGAGUCAUGCAGGUCAAGUGCCUGAUCAUCUGCCUCGCUUUGGGGCUGCUCAUGCUGGCCACGCCCCUUUGCGAGGCUCGGCGAGGGCGUGGCCGUGGACGAACCAAGUCCAGGGUGCAGAUCGGUCUGCCAAUUACGGGAAAGUAUCGAGAUCCGGAGUCCGAUCAGUACUACAACAACAAUAAUGGCGCCAAAAUCCUGCAAGCCUCGCACUUUGAUCUUGAGUAUGUUCUGGGCCACAAGAUCGCCUUCCUUUGCGUGGCCAAGGGAAACCCCCGACCCCACAUCACGUGGUACAAGGACGGGGCGGAGAUCUACCAGCACCUCUACAUGCACGUCCAUGAGUGGCGAAUCGGCGACGACAAGGUCAAGUCGAAGAUCGAAAUUGACCCUGCCACCCAAAUGGACGCCGGACUCUACGAGUGCACCGCCGACAAUAUGUACUCCAUUGAUCGGCGCAGUUUCAAGACGGAUUUCUCCAUUGCCUUCGACUGAUCGGAACAAUCCAUUGCCACCGUUUUGUCUUACAAUUUUUGCAGAAAUGAUUCGGUGAUAUAAAGUGGGAAUUAUUGUUUAGGCCAUUGGGAACCUUUUUUUCUUGCAGUUUAAUAUAAAUUUUAAAAAUAUUAAGAAAUAGACUUUGUAAAAUUGUACAACUUUGAAAGAAAUGGUUUUCUAGAAAAAUAUUCUGUUAGAUAGGGCAUAAACUGUUUCUGUUUAUAAUAAUAAACAUAAAUGUGUUCCUAAAAUCAUGACUGGACAUAAUAUUUUUUAAUAA
Drosophila subpulchrella is the source of this 886-nucleotide messenger RNA. Its product is annotated as immunoglobulin domain-containing protein oig-4. The record is from RefSeq and is a predicted model, not a curated record. Lineage: Eukaryota; Metazoa; Arthropoda; Insecta; Diptera; Drosophilidae. Bases 115 to 603 code for a protein of 162 amino acids. The transcript has 2 exons.